Messenger RNA from Acanthopagrus latus (yellowfin seabream), 3489 nucleotides. It is a transcript of the gene vcam1b, whose product is annotated as vascular cell adhesion molecule 1b. Gene Ontology annotation, cellular component: membrane. The record is from RefSeq and is a predicted model, not a curated record. Bases 123 to 2552 code for a protein of 809 amino acids. Gene Ontology annotation, biological process: cell-cell adhesion. The transcript has 10 exons. NCBI's taxonomy places the organism in Eukaryota, Metazoa, Chordata, Actinopteri, Spariformes, Sparidae.
GAGGAGGAGGAGGAGGAGGAGGAGGAGGAGGAGACAUGGAGGAGGAGUCGUUGUGUUUCAGACUGUUUCACUGAGACGUCGACACAAAGAGACGCUGAGCUGAUUCAUUCAUCAGAGCGACCAUGUCUCUGCUGUCAGCUGUGCUGCUGAUGUCAUCAUGGUGCGUUCAGGGUCUGCAUGUUGACGUGUUUCCUGGACGGCCUCUGUUGAAGCUGGGCGAACGUCACCAGCUGGUGUGUCGGGUUCAGGACUGUCCCACAGUGCCGAGCAUGUCCUGGUCUACGCUGGACGACCGCCCCCUGACCGCCUCCAUCAGCACCAAUCAGAGCCAGUCGGUGGUGACCUUUGACCCCGUCAGUAUGGAGCACGAGGGAGCACUGCUGUGUCGAGUCAGCUGUGGGGGGGAGAGGAAGCAGGUCAAGAGCACCGUGCACGUCUACUCCUUCCCAUCAGGUCCAGUGAUCACAGGGGAGGACCAUCUGAGGCUAGGGGUGGAGUCUAUGCUCACCUGUCAGGUGUCUGACCUGUACCCCACAGAGCAUCUGAGCCUCACCUGGCUCAGAGGUGACGAGGUCCUGCAGAGCUCCGCGGGUGAUCCUGGAUCGAGCUCGGUCCGUUCUGAGUACAGGUUCACUCCUGUGGCCCAGGACUCAGGAGGGACCAUCGUCUGCCAGGCCACGCUGGACCUGCAGGACCUGCAGUCUAUAAACUUGACCAAACAGACCAACGUCUCCCUGAAUCUGCUCUACGCUCCUGUCGUCACAGUGACACCAGACUCGGUGCUGGUGAUGGCGGGCUCUCCGAUCACUCUCACCUGCUCUGUGGAGGGAAAUCCCAAGCCGACAGUGACCUGGAGCUUCAGGAAGGCAGAGGGCGUGGUUGAGGGGCGUGGCCAAGACCAUCAGCUGGUGUUCAGCUCAGUGAGUCAGUCUGAGGCCGGACGCUACGACUGUGAGGCCCAAAACAGCGAGGGGAACCAGAGCGCCACUGUCCAGGUCACGGUCCACGCUCCACCCACCAACACCUCCCUCUCAGUGAGUCCAGGUGUAGAGGUGCUGGAGGGUCAGCAGGUGACUCUCACCUGCCUCUCAGAUGGAACUCCAACCCCCAAAAUAGUGCUAAGGAGGGAGGGGGUGGAGCUUCAGACGACUGACCACGCCUCCCCCACACUCUCGUUUAGCCUCCCCUCAGCCCGGUUGGAAGACUCCGCCCACUACCGGUGUGAAGCCUCCAACCAGUACGGAGCCCAGCUGGUCAGCAGCUCCGUCAGCGUCACAGCCCACCCUCUGCAGGUGGAGGUGAGUCCUCUGGUCUCGGCAGCAGAGCGGGGUUCAGCUCUGGUUCUGACCUGCAGAGCCUCCGGAUGCCUCCACCCUCCCUCCAUCACCUGGACGAGGACAGGGCAGGACGGGAGCGUCCUCCAGAGGACGCAGCAGCAGGAUGGACUUUUUCCGCUCCACCUGCAGGACCUGGACCUCCAGGAUCAGGGAGGCUACAGCUGUGAGGCUGAGUGUGACUCCAUCAGCAGGACAGGAACCAGCCGGGUCCAGGUCUUUUCAUUUCCAUCUGAUCCAGUUCUGGAGGAUCCUGGACCUGUCCUGCUGGGUCAGGAGAUGGCACUUCACUGCCAUGUCAACAACGUCUACUCAGCCAAUCAGAUGAGGAUCUUGUGGCUGUCAGGCAAUAAGAUGCUGAUGUCAGAGUCGUUCAGGUUCUCCGGUUCCUUACAGAACGUCUCGUCUGUUCUUCAUCCCCGGGUGGAAGAGGAUCAGCAGGUUCUGAGCUGCAGCGCUGAGCUUCUGACGGAGGACGGAGACGUGUGGAGGUCGAGGAGCACCAGCAUCCCCCUUCAGAUCCAAUAUCCUCCGAGGAGAACCUCCCUGUCAGUGAGUCCAGGCGAGGAGGUGCUGGAGGGUCAGCAGGUGACGAUUACCUGCCGCUCAGACGGAACUCCACCCACCACAUUGGUGCUGAGGAGGGAUGGGGUAGAGUUACAGAGGACAGACUCCGCCCCCUCCGCACUCUUCUUCAUACUCUCCUCCGCCCAGCUGGAAGACUCCGCCCACUACCAGUGUGAAGCCUCCAACCAGCACGGAGCCCAGCUGAUCAGCAGCUCCCUGACCGUCAGAGCUCCCCCCAGAAACACCACAGUCCUCAUCCUGCCAUCUGCAGUGGUCCAGGAGGGACAAAAUGUCACCGUGUGCUGCCAAACGAUUAGCUUCCCGCCAUCAGCAGUGGUCCUGAAGAAGCUGACCAAUGGGACGGAGAGAUAUUCCGCCAACGGAACCUUUCUAUUGGUCAACGUCACGGCCAGAGACUCUGGGCUUUACCAGGUCAACGUGACCAACAACCUGGGAUAUCAGGUCAAAGUGUUCAGCAUCAGCGUCAGAGAGAGGAGCAGCAGCCUUCCUCCCAGGCUCAGCAUCGUCAUCAUUCCCGUUGCCUGCGCUGCCGCAGGGCUCGCUGCCACUGCUCUGCUCCUCGACUACCUGAGAAGAUCCAGGAAGAAAGGCUUCUAUCAGCUGCCCCAGUCUGCUCCGCCCUCAGCCUGAGGCUAACGCUGGGCUAACAUCUCCCGACACCUAGCUACCAAGCUCCAACAUGUGGCUACCAAGUUCUAAAAUGUGACUUCCACUUCCUGUUGUGUAGCUCAUGCCCUGACACAUGGCUUUGUUAUGCUAACAUCUGGCUACCACCUCCUGACUUUUGGCUGCUAAUUUGCAACAUGUGUUUUCAAUAUUUCAGCAUGUGGCUUUGAUUCUCCAACAUGUGACUAUCACUCCUAAUAUCCUGUUGUGUGGCAACCAAACCCGACAUGUGGCCACCUACUCGCAAUAAGUGGCUGUAACUCGUUGCUUUGAUAUCCUGGUAUGUGAGCAGCAUGUUCCAACAUAACUACCAGAAUCCAGGAUCAUAGUAUGUUGCUACUACAUCAUAGUACGUGGCUACUAUACCCGUACAUGUGGCUACCAAAGCCAUAAAUGUGACUGCUACCUGUGACUACUGUCACCUGAUAUGUGACUACAACAUGUGUUUGUGUAACACCGGAACACUUGGCUACCCGUCCCAACAUACAGAAACCCACAGUGUAGCUAUCACAACUGUGACCUUUCACCAGCUUAUGUUCAUGACAGUCCAGUGUUCGGCUAUCACGACUUUACUGGUGAUUUUGAUAUUCCAACACAUGAGGACAACCUGCCUACAUGUGGCCAGGAGGACCAACACGAGGCCUCCAACUCACCAGAUCCCAAAGUACGACUGUCACCUUUUAAAAUGCGACAACCGCUCGUCAAUAUGUGGCUACGACAAACCAACCCUACAGGUCAUUACAUGAUAUAACCUGAUGUAAGAUAUGAACAUCGACUCAGUCUCAGUCUUCAGUCUCAGUCUUCAGUCUCAGUCUCAGUCUUCAGUCUUAAGUCUCAGUGUCAGUCUUCAAUCUUAGUCUCAGUCUUAAGUCUCAGUCUCAGUCUUCAAUCUCAGUCUCAG